Messenger RNA from Salvia hispanica, 2036 nucleotides. RefSeq lists its product as uncharacterized. Gene Ontology annotation, biological process: RNA splicing. NCBI's taxonomy places the organism in Eukaryota, Viridiplantae, Streptophyta, Magnoliopsida, Lamiales, Lamiaceae. The record is from RefSeq and is a predicted model, not a curated record. Gene Ontology annotation, molecular function: protein binding.
UAUGUACCUGAAUUAAACAAAAAGAAAAGAAAUGCUAGUCCCUACUUGCUCAGUCGCUCAACCUCUCUAUCGUCUCGCUCCGCUGCACCCGCGCCGCCGUUCAUCCCGCCCACCUCCCGCAUCGCCGCCUCCCCCUUCCUCAGUCCUGACGCCCCAUCUCCACUAUUACGCCCCUUUCCAAAAAUCCCGUCGACAGUUGGCUCUGUUUGAUACCGAGGCAUAACCAAAGUCCCUCUACUCAUUUGAUUGAGUUGAAACUCGAAUGCUUGUGGUUCGCAAAAUCCCUGCCCUCGUCACUGGCACGUCCACGAGCACAUUGUCUUUUAUCCGGACCCUGACCUCUGGAGCCAGUUUAUUUUGUAACAACGAUGGUGGUGGUGGAAGUAUUAGAGGCUUGCCCAACGAUGACUACUUUGCUACGAUUCACCACAUAUCCAACAUUGUGCGACGUGAUAUAUACAUGGAGCGCACCCUCAAUAAGAUGCGUAUAUCAAAGAUUGUAAACUCAGAGCUAGUUUAUCGUGUCUUCCGUAGCUGCUGCAACUGUGGGAUAGAAUCUUUUCGCUUCUUCAAUUGGGCAAGGACACACCACCCAAAUUAUGAGCCUACCACCGUUGAGUUUGAAGAGCUCCUCAAAAUCUUAGCUCGAAACCGCAAUUGGGAGACCAUGUGGAAGGUAGCAGGAACUAUGAAAGCACAGAACUUUGCUAUAUCUCCAUCGGUUGUCUCUUUCAUUAUCGAGCAAUAUGGUAAAAAUGGUCUCAUAGAUCAAGCCGUCGACCUUUUUAACGGCCUCAAAAACUUUGAUUGUCCGCAGACGACUGAAGUAUACAACUCCUUGCUUUUUGCUCUAUGUGAGGUUAAGAACUUCCAAGGGGCGUAUGCUUUGAUAAGGAGAAUGGUUCGAAAAGGGACCGUUCCUGAUAAGCGAACCUAUUCGGUUCUUGUUAACGCGUGGUGCUCGGCAGGGAAGAUGAGAGAGGCUCAGGAAUUCUUGGAGGAGAUGAGUAAAAAGGGGUUCAAUCCUCCUGUCCGCGGCCGAGAUUUGCUGGUAGAUGGACUACUAAACGCAGGGUAUCUCGAAUCAGCUUUAGGGCUGGUUCGGAAAAUGACCAAGGAAGGCUUCGUGCCAGAUGUAGGCACGUUCAAUUCGUUGGCAGAAGCUCUAUGCAAUUCUGGCCAGAUCGACUUCUGCAUCGAUCUUUUUCAUGAUGUUUGUGGACUCGGGUUUUGUCCCGACACGAGCACUUACAAGAUCAUGAUAACUGUGACGUCGAAAGUUGGAAAAGUUGACGAGGCUUUUGCAUUACUUCAUAGGUCCAUCGAGAAUGGUCACCGUCCGUUUCCCAGCUUGUAUGCUCCAAUCUUGAAAGCUCUUUGCCGGAAUGGACAGUUUGAUGAUGCGUUCAGUUUUUUCUCUGAUAUGAAGGUGAAAGGCCAUCCCCCAAACCGUCCCGUGUAUACUAUGCUUAUAAAAAUGUGCGGACGUGCUGCUAGAUUCGUCGAGGCUGCCAAUUAUUUGGUGGAGAUGACUGAGUUAGAUCUGUUACCUAUGCCACAAAGCUUUGAUAUGGUUUCUGAUGGCUUAAAGAAUUGUGGCAAACACGAUUUAGCCAAACGAAUCGAACAGUUAGAGAUAUCUGCCCGGGGCCUCUGAUUCAUCGACUUCUAACACCUACUUCUUCUUGCUCUUUGUGGAUUUAGGUCAUCCAAAGAAGCCAAGAAUCGCAGUUUGGGCCCGACCGCCAUGUGAGCUGCGGUUAGCACAAGGGUGUUGCUUAGAUCACAAAUCUUGAUGUUCAACGACUUUAUUCUUCCCAACUAAUCGUUUGUGAUAUCAGAGAGUUGAUGGCCGAGAUUCGUUGUCUGCCACAAGCGGCAAUGGACCAUGCUUAUCACCAUCCAGUCCACACUUUUGAGCUAGCAGAGACCCCCCUCCUUCACUCCCCCUUUUUUGCCUUUAGCCUUUGCGUAGAACUUGCAACUCAAGAUGUAUAGCAACAAAUAUCUGACGAAAUACAAGUGACAGCUUUUUA